AUGGCUGCUCGUUCAAGUGACUUUGAUGAAGCUCUCGAUGGAUACUAUUGGCGUCAUCGACAUGUUGGAUUUGGAUCUGGGCCCGAGAAUCUUUUCUCCAUUUCAACCUCGUUCAAAAAGGAAAUCCCAUUGCCACAUUUGUCGAACUGGGAUGGAAUCAAUGAGAGUUUUAUGCUGGCAUCGGAUCGUCUACUCGUCUUCGUGAAGAAACGUGGCCUCUUGUGGUCGACCUUUUCGGAGCCACAAAUGAAACCCAUUUACAUGACAACCGAUCGACAUCUUCUCGUCUACACUCAACUCAAUCAAGGCUAUCUUCUUGACAUGCGUGAAGCUUAUUCAAUUGUCGUGUGGAUGAAAGCAACGAAAAGAAACAACGGAACAUCCUAUCGUCUGAGCCAAAUCAAGCUGAAGUUUGCUUUCGGAACUCUCUACUUUUGGGUGCCCUCACAUCUGCACGUUCCACUUGGUGUCAAAUGGCGACACAUUCUACAAAUGACGUUUCGAGGAGAGUGUGAGAGUUGGCCCACUCAAGAAGGACAACAUAGCUCACUCAACCUGAAAGAAGCCAAGGGAGCCCUAUUGAGUUUGCCACCUACUUCAAAGAAGGAAGUUAGCGAUAUCUCACGUACUCCAAGGCCUUCACGAUCUCCAAAAGUAAGCAGCGAAACGGCAAUUGAAGUGCUUGAUGAGGAAUCGACCGCGAUUUCUGAGUAUUGUGCCUCCGAACUUCGAAUCAACGGAAAAAUUGAAUUGACUCACGAAGAAGAGGCGGCUGAAAGGAAUUAUUUCGAUGCAGCUACUGCAAUUCCAUCAUUCUCUCGUUUGGAGCGUGUGCGUCGUUUCUUGAAGCCGAAUCGUUUUCUUGUCGUCAAGCGUUCCGCAUCAACACCGCUCUUUUUGCCAAGCACAUGUACUUCAUUGGAGACAAUCUCGGAAGUUGAUUCAAGCAACUCAGGAUUCUUUUCGGAUGUGACAAAUACGGAGGAUGUAAGUUGCCGAGCUAACCCAAAUGUCACUGUGGCGCAGAUGCGUGAACAGCUCGAAACUCAUUCAAAGAGAAACCCUCGAACGGGACUUUUUGGCCGGUUUAUGCCGCGAUCGCCGAAGAAAACUGGAGAAAAUUUCUCUCCAAAGAAGCUCCUUGUUGAUCAAUCAAAACUCGACCCAUCAGAGACAAUGGCC
Messenger RNA from Mesorhabditis belari, 1182 nucleotides. Lineage: Eukaryota; Metazoa; Nematoda; Chromadorea; Rhabditida; Rhabditidae. The record is from the annotation of a GenBank genome assembly.